Hevea brasiliensis (rubber tree) is the source of this 1029-nucleotide messenger RNA. RefSeq lists its product as uncharacterized. Gene Ontology annotation, cellular component: endoplasmic reticulum membrane. The transcript is spliced from 3 exons. The coding region runs from base 246 to 710 and encodes 154 amino acids. The record is from RefSeq and is a predicted model, not a curated record. Gene Ontology annotation, biological process: negative regulation of ceramide biosynthetic process; ceramide metabolic process; intracellular sphingolipid homeostasis. NCBI's taxonomy places the organism in Eukaryota, Viridiplantae, Streptophyta, Magnoliopsida, Malpighiales, Euphorbiaceae.
CUCGCUACCUGAUUUGGCGAUGUUUGAUGUGCUCAAACCCUGCCCAUAAUACCCACUUUGAAAGGUCUCUUUUUCUUUCCUCUCUUUCGCAUUCUGCAACCUCACGACCCGAGAAGCUAAAGAGAGAGACCAGAAAUCGUCAUAUCUGAUCUUAAUCUUUUACUGGGUCAUCCUUCCUGUUUCUGGGAAAUCGUAAUUUCUUUCUCUGUGAGAAGUUCGCAUUUUUAUCGUCACCGAUACAUAGAAUGUAUGUGAAAGCGGUGCCACCGACGGAUUUGAAUAGGAACACCGAGUGGUUCACGUACCCUGGGGUGUGGACUACCUAUAUGCUCAUGGUUUUCAUGUCUUGGCUUAUUGUUCUUUCCCUCUUCGGUUGCUCUCCUGGCAUGGCCUGGACCAUUGUCCACCUCUCUCAUUUCCUUAUUACCUAUCAUUUCUUUCACUGGAAGAAAGGAACUCCAUUUGCUGAUGACCAGGGCAUUUACAAUGGGUUGACUUGGUGGGAGCAAAUAGAAAAUGGCAAGCAACUGACUCGCAAUAGGAAGUUUUUGACUGUUGUACCUGUAGUGCUGUAUUUAAUAGCCUCGCACACAACAGACUAUCAAAAUCCAAUGCUGUUCUUCAACACAUUGGCUGUAUUCGUUUUGGUGGUAGCUAAGUUCCCUCACAUGCACAAGGUUCGCAUAUUCGGAAUCAAUGCUGAUCACUGAACUGCAAAAAUUUUCAUGUCUGAUUCACACGCAGCUAGAUACAACUUGUUUUUGGCACAUGGAGAUGAUGACAUUAUCCCUGUACAGAUACUGAACUGUGAAGGGUAAUCAUCAUAUGUUUAUUAUCAAGCAAAGAUGUAUACGUCCCUUGAUCACAUGCAGGGAAAAAAAUUGUACCUAUAAUUUCUCUUUUACAUUUCUUUUACUCAAUUUCUUGUUCUGAGAUAUAGUGUUCUGAUCUCCUUUCCAAAUUAUAUCUCAUUAUGGUGUGGAGAAAUCAGAGAAGCUAUCAGUUAAAAUAAAGGGGAUUUCUACUAAA